Messenger RNA from Microtus ochrogaster (prairie vole), 933 nucleotides. Its product is annotated as olfactory receptor 7E24-like. The record is from RefSeq and is a predicted model, not a curated record. Gene Ontology annotation, cellular component: membrane. Lineage: Eukaryota; Metazoa; Chordata; Mammalia; Rodentia; Cricetidae. Gene Ontology annotation, molecular function: olfactory receptor activity; G protein-coupled receptor activity. Gene Ontology annotation, biological process: G protein-coupled receptor signaling pathway.
AAAAAUAUGCAAAACUCAACAUCAGUACUAGAAUUCCAUUUCAUUCAACUCUCAGAGGAUCCAGACCUACAGAUUGUUCUCUUUGGCCUCUUCUUGUCCAUGUACCUCUUGGCACUGUGUGGAAACCUGCUCAUCAUCCUGACAGUAAGCUCUGACUCCCAUCUCCACACACCCAUGUACUUCUUCCUCUCCAACCUGUCCGUAGUUGAUAUUUGUUUCAUAUCCACAACUGUUCCAAGGGUGAUUAUGGACAUCCAAACUCACUGCCGAGUCAUCUCCUAUGUGGGCUGCCUGGCACAGAUGUCACUGUUUAUAAUUUUUGCAUGUAUGGAUAACAUGCUUCUGACGGUGAUGGCAUAUGAUCGGUUUGUAGUCAUCUGCCACCCUCUGCAUUACCAGGUCAUUAUGAAUCCCAGUCGCUGUGGUGUUUUACUUCUAGGGUCUUUUCUCUUUAGCCUUGUGGAAUUACUGUUGCACCAUUUGAUAAUACUAAGUUUUCCCAACUGUGAGAAUUUUAUUGAAAUUUCUAACUUUUUCUGUGGCCCUUCUGAAGUACUUAAACUUGCCCACUUUGAUACUGUUACCAAUACCAUAAUCAGAUUUGGUAUGGGUACUCUGUUUGGGUUAUUUCCUAUGUCAGGAAUAAUUUUCUCUUACUUUAAAAUAGUUUCCUCCAUCAUUCAAACAUCAUCAUCAAGUGGGAAGCACAGAACCUUCUCCACCUGUGGGUCUCAUUUGUCCAUUGUUUGCCUGUUUUAUGGAACAGGGCUAGGAGUGUACUUCAGCAACUCUCUGUCACAUUCUCCAAGAAGUAUUGCAGUGGCAUCAGUGAUGUACACUGUGGUCACACCUAUGAUGAACCCCUUCAUCUAUAGCCUGAGGAACAAGGACAUUAAAAUUGCCUUAAGGAAGAUUCUUAGCAGAACAUUCUAG